This is a messenger RNA of Trachymyrmex septentrionalis, 1458 nucleotides long. It is a transcript of the gene Yod1, whose product is annotated as ubiquitin thioesterase OTU1. Gene Ontology annotation, cellular component: nucleus; cytosol. Gene Ontology annotation, biological process: protein deubiquitination; endoplasmic reticulum unfolded protein response. Gene Ontology annotation, molecular function: cysteine-type deubiquitinase activity. The transcript has 4 exons. The record is from RefSeq and is a predicted model, not a curated record. Bases 259 to 1194 code for a protein of 311 amino acids. Lineage: Eukaryota; Metazoa; Arthropoda; Insecta; Hymenoptera; Formicidae.
CGCAAUUCAUGAUUCGUGAUUCACGAGAGUCGAGUGUGAUGGCUAGUCACUAGCAGUCGUUAGCUGUUUUGUUAUUAUCGUUUAUCGUGGUAACGAUGCAGAAUUGUGUGCGUACGUGAUUGAUCGCUCCGACCGUGACGACGACGACGACGACGAGAACAAAGGUGCCGCGAAGGCACGGGCGAAACAGCUGAUUGGCGGAGAUCCGCGUCGUCCGAGUCACGGCCGUCUCUAGUCGCAGGAAGCGGACCGACGGUCAUGGCGGGUUUCGUGCUCCGGGUGAAGACCAAAUCGGGUCAAAAGGUCGUAUACGGUCUCACGGCCCACGAUAACGUUUCUCAGCUGAAGGCGAAGCUCAUCGAGCUUACCGGCGUUCCAGCAGCUGCCCUCCAGGUCCUCGGCGGCUUCCCACCGAAGCCCAUCGACCUGGACUCACCUGACGCCACGAUCGAAGGCGUCGGGAUUAUCUCCGGAGAUACCCUUAUCGUCGAGGAGAAACAGAUCGUGUUCAAUAGACAUGAGCAAAGACUGGAUAAUCUUGGGCGGUCCCAUAUCGUCGACCAGGAGAACUUUGCCAAUAUUCCAGGCGUUCUGAUGAGGAAAGUAGUACCUGCAGACAAUUCCUGUCUCUUUACUAGCGUGGGUUAUGUUUUGAAUGGAAAAGUCGACACUACUUGCGCCAGUUUUAUGAGGGAGAUUAUAGCAAACGCAGUAGCGGCAGACCCAAAUGAAUACUCCGAGGCAUUUCUGGGCAGACCGAAUGCUGAAUAUUGCGAAUGGAUUCUCAAGUCUGAUGCCUGGGGUGGCGCCAUAGAACUGUCGAUCCUAUCUAAAUUUUAUGGUUUAGAGAUAGCGGUGAUCGACAGCAUUAACGCGAUCAUCAAUAGGUUUGGCGAAGAUCAACAUUAUGCUCAACGAGUCUUUCUCAUAUUUGAUGGGAUCCACUAUGAUCCUCUCUACCUGGAACCGCUCAAUGGUGGCAGUAUUCAAACAAUCUUUUCCACCGAGGAUGACAGGAUGCUGCUGGAGGCCGCCCAGCUCGCAAAAGAGGCGAGAUCGAGUCGCCAGUUCACGGAUGUUCAAAAAUUCACACUAAUGUGCAUUGACUGCAAAAUCAUGUUAAAUGGACAAGCAGCGGCUCAGCAACACGCCAAGGACACCGGUCACAAGAAUUUCGGCGAAGUAGCAGCGUAACCUUGUACAGCAGCAGUUCUUAUGAUUUAAUUGAUCUAACUCUUCGGUGACUAUCCUUGACUCUAAACAGUAUAGGGUGAUAAUUUACAGUUUUCUUCGAUUGAAACCGUUCGGAAAUUUCGGUUUCUAUCUAUUUAGUCUUGUGGUGCGCAAUUGUAAUAUUAAUCCAAGCACUUAUUAUUGCAAAUUCUUUGUACUAAGGAAUUCUAACAACAGGGAAAUUCUGUGCUUGAGGAAUAUGUGUGUGAUAUUUUUAUAAAUUAU